This is a messenger RNA of Jaculus jaculus (lesser Egyptian jerboa), 285 nucleotides long. Its product is annotated as mitochondrial import receptor subunit TOM6 homolog. Gene Ontology annotation, cellular component: mitochondrial outer membrane translocase complex; mitochondrion. NCBI's taxonomy places the organism in Eukaryota, Metazoa, Chordata, Mammalia, Rodentia, Dipodidae. The transcript has a single exon. The coding region runs from base 1 to 285 and encodes 94 amino acids. The record is from RefSeq and is a predicted model, not a curated record.
AUGGCUUCCAGUGGGGUAACAGUGAGGACUGAGGGUCCUACAAAUGAAUUUCUGGAAGUUUCAGAUGAUGUGGGAGACUUGCUUCACAGAGUUUACCCCUUUGACAUAAACAGGAAUGAUUUCCAGAGGAACUUGAUCCUUUAUUUGAUACCCUUUGCUACAGGAGUAUGGCUGGCCAGGAAUGUGAGUGACAUUGACCUGGUGGCACCUCACCCAGGGUUCAGUCAAACAGAUGGAAUUUCUGUGCUAGAUCCAAACUUUCUAAAAACAGCCUACAAUCUGUGA